Volvox carteri f. nagariensis is the source of this 3066-nucleotide messenger RNA. RefSeq lists its product as uncharacterized. Bases 1 to 3066 code for a protein of 1021 amino acids. The transcript is spliced from 15 exons. The record is from RefSeq and is a predicted model, not a curated record. NCBI's taxonomy places the organism in Eukaryota, Viridiplantae, Chlorophyta, Chlorophyceae, Chlamydomonadales, Volvocaceae. Gene Ontology annotation, molecular function: zinc ion binding.
AUGCAAGGAGAGGGUGUGCGCAAGCUUACUAAAGAUAGAGUCACAUUGAUGGUCGAGUUUCAAGUUCAUACCACUUGCUUGGCAAAUGCGCAGCUCAUCACCAGCGUUCGCUGUAAACAACGGGCGUCGGUUGAUCCCCGUCGACGUGACGAGACGGCCGAAUGCCUUCUCCAAGCGAGGCACCGGAUAAUCGCCGGCAGCUUCAAUUGCUUCAGGUACGAGGAGCUUCAGGUGCUGAAAAGCCGUUGGGGCCGGGCGCUGCACCUCCAACGCACCUACCCAACGGAAGCUCCUGCUACAGCGCCCUUUCCCAUUGUGCUAAACUUUCAAAUCGAGCCUUCACCCGCCGCAGCAGCCCACUACGACGUCUCCGACGUACGGAUCCAAAUUCGCUUAAGUCGCGCGGCUCUGCAGCUUCCUCUCUGGUCUUCUGUAGAUGGUGGCAGUGGCGGUGACGGCGGCGUUAUGACCCGUGGGACAGCUUCGGUCCCGUCACAAACGCUGCCCGCGGGAACCGAGCUGCGCAUUCUUUCGGACGAGCUGCCACGCCGGCUCCGAAAACGCAUGGAGCAAGAGCUCAUCCGCGUCUGGUUGAGCGCCUUGGCGGUUCCGGAGCCGGAGCGCUUCGUAUCACUGGUUUGCCUAGUUCCGGAGCUACUGGAGCCGUACCAGGUCGAGGACGAGCAUGGUUCCACCGUACGGCGGUACGCAAUCGUACACAAUCACGACGAGGAGGAAGAAGCCGUCGUGGGUACGACCGAUGCCGGCAGUGACGGGGUACCGAGCGCCGGCGUAACGCCUCGCGGCGGCGGCAGCGCCGACAGCGCUACUGCGGUCGUACCGCCCAAUAAACCUGGCGCCGCCGCUGCGGCCGCCAGCACCUCUGGCAGUAGCAGGGUUUUGGAAGAGCUGCGGCAACCUGUCGGUUCCACCCCGCCACGUAGGGCCCCCUCGGAGGACGGUGACCCCGCGACGGUGAGAUGCACGCGAGUGACGGCUCCCGGAGCCCCGACAACCAUAAACGAAUCUCCGGCAGUAGCAGCGAUAGCAGCGCCAGCAGGUCUCCUGUCGUACAACGUUGCCCUGAAGGAGCUGCAGUACAUACAAAAGCGCUACAGCCAAGUCUUCUCCUCGCGGGUGAUACGAGAGGGGCAUGCCGGCGGCGGCGGCGGCCAGCAUGCGUUGCUGCUACAGCCCGGCUGCCUCACGACGUUUGAACUGGAGCUACUGCCAACCGAUCUGGAUUGGGACUUGCCGCCGGUUCGCGUGGUGGGGCAGCUACUGCCUGUGUGUACGACAGCGUACCUGCCGUCGCUGGGAGUGCACCUGGCAAGCCGGUUGCCGCCGUGGCUUCGUGCGGCGCUUGAGGAGCACAUGGCGCAGCAGCUCGCAGCGCAGGCCGUGGCGGCGGUGGCGGCGGCAUCGACGGCGGCGGCGGCGGCAGCAGAGCCCCGAGCUGAUGCUGCUGCGGCGGCGGCGCCCGCUUCGGCGGUUGGCACUACGGCAGGCGGUCGUGGUCAUGGUCGUGGAGGGUUUCGGGGUCGCGGCGGCGGCGGACGCAGCGGAGGCGGUGGAGACGCGGAGCAGCGGCAGCAGGAGCAGGAGGUGGCGCCAGAUGGAACGGUGUUGCUGCCGCUGGGCGCGCUCCGAAACCUAUUUCGCGACGUGGAGAAUUACGCAGUCCCCGAAAUUCUCAAACGUUCGCCGGUGGCUCACACGACCCACAUUGCCUAUUUAGGUGCUGUGGCGCGUGCGGCGGACGAGCAACGUCGUCAAAGGGACCAUCAGGCCGCAGCCGCUGUUGAUGGCGGCGGCGGGGACGGCGGUGGCGGCGGGGACGGCGGAGUUUUGCGGUACGAUGAUGACGGGUACGGCGACGGCAGCCACAGGCGGCGGAACGGCGGCGGUGGUGCAGCCACAGGCGCUGACGAGGACGCGGACGAGUACGACAAUGACAGUAGUUGCGGCAGCAGGGACGACGACAAUGACGAUGGCGACGGCGACGAAGAUACGACGGCCGCAGAUGAGGUCGGCUUCAGCGGUACGGCAGCGGCAGGAGGCGCCGCCGGCGCCAGCGCCAGCGCACCAGACACGCCCGCGGCAUAUGCCGUACUGCUUGAGGGUCUCGAACUCGACAACCUUGCGGCGGUUGAGGUGUUGAGAGCCAAUUUCGAGAUGUCCUGUAGGCGGUGCGGGGCGCGCGACACGGUUUCUAUAGCCUCAUCGGCAGUAGCUGGGGGCGGCGGCGGCGGCGGCGGCGGCAGCAGCAGCCAUCAGGCGGCGGCGGCCGGCCGCUGCCAGCGAUGUAACGCUGCUUGGUCGUUGGUGAUGCGGCCGCAUUUCCUGCACGCCACUUCCAACAGCCUCUGCAUCAUCAAGCCCGAGGGCUGUCAACCGGUGGACCUUCUUCCCAGCCUCAUGGCAGGCCAGUGUAGCGAGUGCAGCGCUGUGAUGAGUCUUAGAGAUGUGCAGGUGGGGUUGCCCUUCAGCCGCCACUGCAGCAGCUGCCACAAGGAACUAGCGCUCUCAAUGGCGGCUGUCUCGUUCGUACCCAGGGGCGCGCGGGGCGGCGGCGCCGGCGCCUCCACCGGCCGCCGCCACCGGGGCUCUGUCGCCGCUACGCAGCGGCAGCCGUCUCGAGCAGGCGCCGGCGCCGGCGCCGGCGCCGCCGCCAGCCUCCAGCCUGGUCAACCUCUCCCUGCACUUGGCACUUGCAAGCAUUACCGCCACUCGUACCGCUGGCUGCGUUUCCCUUGCUGUGGCAUGCGUUUCCCCUGCGACCUUUGCCACGAGGAGGCGGUGCCGGACGGGCAUCCAGUUCGCUGGGCCCACCGGAUGGCGUGUGGCUUCUGCUCGACAGAACAGCCGCUGGCGCUGGCGUGUCGCGCGUGUGGUCGGCAGCUGGCGGGCUCCGGGGCCAAUCCUAGCGGCCGGCGAACUCGUUUCUGGGAGGGUGGCACAGGCUGCCGCGACCCCAGCCGUCUCAACAAGAACGAUCCCCACAAGUGGCGAGGUCGCAAUAAGACAACAUCCGCCAAACAGUCCAGGGUCGACCGCGACUUCUGA